Messenger RNA from Parus major (Great Tit), 1699 nucleotides. It is a transcript of the gene WNT2, whose product is annotated as Wnt family member 2. The record is from RefSeq and is a predicted model, not a curated record. Gene Ontology annotation, cellular component: extracellular region. Bases 516 to 1592 code for a protein of 358 amino acids. Gene Ontology annotation, biological process: neuron differentiation; multicellular organism development; canonical Wnt signaling pathway. Gene Ontology annotation, molecular function: cytokine activity; frizzled binding. The transcript has 5 exons. Lineage: Eukaryota; Metazoa; Chordata; Aves; Passeriformes; Paridae.
GCGGGUUUGAGCUCACUGUCUGCUUGUAGGGUUACUGGAAAGCAACUGGCUCCUCGGGAUUCCUUGCCUAAUCAGAGGUGUUACCUCCUCCUCUUCCCCCAGUGUCUCUUGACAUCAUUUCAUCCAUCAGAGUUUCAGAGGAAAAAAAACACCAACCAAAGCAGAACCCACCCAGUCUGAGAGCAGCCCACACCAGCCCCUCAGUUUUGCCGUGACUGCAGGGAAGAGCUGGAUCGGGGCAAAGAUGAAGUAUGGGAGCGGGGCUGAACUCCAUGUCCUGAGGGAUUCGGUGCAGGGCGAACAGAGAGGAAUCCAGAGCGAUGCACCAAGCGGCAUGCCCCGUAUCCCGGCAAGGGAUCAGUAAGCCCCGCAAUCUCGUGUGGGGAUGUGAAGGUGCUUGACCCACGGGAAAGAAGCAGCUCUCAAGGUGGGUUUGGCCCUGCUCGUCCUUCUUGCUCCAUGGGAUUUCUUCUGUCCCCCGCAACUGACCUGAUGUGGACCGAAGCGUUUCUAACAUGAACUUUCUCUCUGGGAUCUGGUGGUCUCUUCCCUUGGUCUUGGUCUGGGCGACCCCACCAGUCACCUCUUCAUGGUGGUACAUGGGCGCCGUGGGCUCGUCGCGGGUGAUGUGCGACAACGUGCCGGGCCUGGUGAGCCGGCAGCGGCAGCUGUGCCGCCGGCACCCCGAGGCGAUGCUCUCCAUCGGCCGCGGCGUGGCCGCCUGGACGGCCGAAUGCCAGCACCAGUUCCGCCGUCACCGCUGGGACUGCAACGCCCUGGAGCGGGGGCAGCGCCUCCUCGGCCGCGUCCUGCUGCGCAGUAGUCGAGAAUCUGCUUUUGUACACGCCAUCUCCUCUGCUGGAGUUGUUUUUGCCAUCACCAGGGCAUGUAGCCAAGGGGAGCUGAAAUCCUGCUCCUGUGAUCCCAAGAAGAAAGGCUCUGCCAAGGACAGCAAGGGCCAUUUUGACUGGGGUGGCUGCAGUGAUAACAUUGACUAUGGCAUUAAAUUUGCCAGAGCCUUUGUGGAUGCCAAGGAACGGAAAGGAAAAGAUGCCAGGGCGCUGAUGAACCUUCACAACAACAGAGCUGGAAGGAAGGCUGUGAAGCGGUUUUUGAAACAGGAGUGCAAAUGUCACGGUGUGAGUGGAUCGUGCACUCUAAGGACCUGCUGGCUGGCCAUGGCAGACUUUAGGAAAACAGGAGAUUAUCUGUGGAAGAAAUACAAUGGAGCAAUUCAGGUGGUCAUGAAUCAAGAUGGCACAGGUUUCACUGUGGCUAAUAAGAAAUUUAAGAAGCCAACUAAGAAUGACCUGGUAUACUUUGAAAGCUCUCCAGACUACUGUAUCAGGGACAGGGAUGUAGGGUCCCUUGGGACAGCUGGUCGGGUGUGCAACCAAACCUCGCGUGGCAUGGACAGCUGUGAAGUGAUGUGCUGCGGGAGAGGCUACGACACCUCCCGCGUCAGCAGGAUGACAAAAUGCGAGUGCAAAUUCCACUGGUGUUGUGCUGUGCGAUGCCAGGACUGCCUGGAGGUGGUGGACAUUCACACCUGCAAAGCGCCAAAGAGCGCUGGCUGGAUUUCCCGGACAUGACACACAGGCUACUGAUGCUGAGGACCACAGCCUUUGCCCUUCCUGACCCAUGCAGGGAAUGCAUCAGAGGUCGUUUUUACUUUUAUGCCUGUUUUGCCUUUGUUGUU